CAUCUGUGGAGGCAACUGCUGCUUUGGGUUCCAGUAGAAACACAGAGACAUGGCCAAUAAGCUCGCUAUAAACGCACCGCCUUAUUUCGGAUGAUAUUACUUCUUCCAGUAGUUUCCUGGUUUCUAAUCUCAUUAAAGGGCGUGUGAAGAGCAGAGGAGCCGGAGGAACCACCCCUGGCCAGGACGCAUCCCGGGCAAGGAAGCACCACGGGUCAGGACGCACAAGAUGCGGGAGGCAGAGAGCGAUCACCAGGUCCUCUGACCGCCGUACGGCCGCGGUCUAUCUGGUAAACUUGGAGCAAAGAUGGUUCCACUUCGUAGGUCGUGGAUCAUUCUGAUGGAUAUUUUAAUAUAUACCAAACUGAACCUUUGCAUGGAAAUCGAUUUUUGCACACCGGUUGAGCUCGACGAGCGACUUGCAAUGAGGCAACUCCUUGGGCGCACGGAUAGCACGGCUGAAAACCAUGUAGUGUUUAAACUCAAUGCUUUCAGAAAAGUAUUUUACCUACACCUUUCCCCCGAUUCUAAUUUCCUUGGCCCGUUAAGUAUAGAGCUCCGUGCCCCUGCAUCUGCAGGUGGAGCGUCGAGGCAGUGCUUCUAUUCCGGCGACGUGAACGCGGACCCGCGCUCCUUCGCGGCUGUCAGUCUCUGCAAGGGGCUCCAAGGAAUUUUCGCGCAUAACGGAACGGAGUAUUUUAUAAGCCUGUUUGGGGGUGAAGAAAGUCCGGAGGCUGGGAGGAAUUUUGACAGGACGCAUGUCAUCCGUCGCCGGACGCGGGCUCACUUUAGUGAUGGAAGCGAUGGAAGCGGUCCCUUCGCCAGCAGGUGCGGAGUGGCACACACUAACGCCAAGUUCAACCUUUCCUCGGAUACUCUGCAAAAGUACGAGUUCAUGAAGGAAUUCGAGAUGGAUGGUGCGACCGAAACCGUCAUGAGAUCGUUGGGAAGAUCGAAACGCUUCGCAUCUAUCCCCAGGUUUGUGGAGGUGCUGGUGGUCGCGGACAACUCAAUGGUCAAAUUCCACGGCGAUGACCUCAAGCAUUACCUCCUGACCUUGAUGUCGGUGGCCGCCAGGCUUUACAAACAUCCCAGUAUUCUGAACUCCAUAAACAUAGUGGUGGUAGGCCUAAUGGCUAUACACGAAGAAGACAAGGGGCCUAAAGUGUCCAGCAACGCAGCUCUUACGCUGCGUAAUUUCUGCUCCUGGCAGAAAAAGUUGAAUAAAUACAACGACCAACAUCCCGCCUACUGGGACACAGCCAUACUUUUCACCAAGCAGGACCUUUGUGGGGCCAAAACCUGCGACACUCUGGGGAUGGCUGAUGUGGGGACCAUCUGCGACCCCAAGAGGAGCUGCUCUGUCAUUGAGGAUGACGGCCUACCCUCGGCCUUCACCACAGCUCAUGAACUAGGCCACGUCUUCAACAUGCCCCAUGACAAUGUGAAGGCCUGUGAAGCGGUGUUUGGGAAGCUGAGGGACAACCAAAUGAUGUCUCCUACGCUGAUUCAGAUUGACAGGAGCCGGCCCUGGUCUGUGUGCAGUGCUGCCAUUAUCACAGAGUUCCUGGACAGAGGUCAUGGAGAAUGUUUGCUGGACCAGCCCCAGAACCAGCUGACUCUCCCAGAGACCCUCCCUGGCUCCAGCUACAGCCUCCACCGCCAGUGUGAGCUUGCCUUCGGGAGCGGCUCCAGGCCAUGCCCCUACAUGCAUCCCUGCACCAAGCUAUGGUGCACGGGGAAGGCCCGUGGGCAGCUGGUGUGCCAGACCAGACAUUUCCCAUGGGCAGACGGCACCAGCUGCGGAACCAGCAGAGUCUGCUACCGAGGGGGAUGCGUGGACAAAAACAACACUGUGCACAUCAAGGUGGAUGGCAAGUGGGGAAAGUGGGGUACGUUUGGGGCCUGCUCUCGGACCUGCGGUGGGGGGGUCCAACUGGCCAAGAGGGAAUGCAACAAUCCUGUGCCAGAUAACGGCGGAAAAUAUUGCUAUGGCCUCCGCAUUAAAUACCGCUCCUGCAACUUCAGUACUUGUCCUGAAACAGGAAAGAGUUACCGCGAGGAGCAGUGCGAGGCGUUCAAUGGCUUCAACCUGAAAACCAACCGCCUCAGCUCCUCCGUGGGCUGGGUCCCCAAGUACUCAGGGAUCUCUCCCAAGGACAAAUGUAAACUCAUCUGCCGAGCCAACGGAACUGGAUACUUUUACGUGCUUGCUCCGAAGGUGGUGGAUGGGACCCCCUGCUCCCCGGACACCUCGGCUGUGUGCGUGCAGGGGAGGUGCAUCAAGGCUGGCUGCGACCACAGGCUCAACUCCAACAGCAAGUUUGACAAGUGUGGUGUGUGUGGUGGAGACAACCAGGCCUGCAAGAAGGUGUCGGGACAUUUCAUGAAACCCAUACAUGGCUACAAUCUGGUGUUAACCCUGCCGGUCGGGGCCUCCAACGUGGACAUCCGCCAGCGGGGGUACCGGGGCCUGGUGGGAGACGAGAACUACCUGGCGGUGAAGAACCAGCACGGCCGCUACCUCCUGAACGGAGACUACGUGGUGUCGGCGGCCGAGCGGGACCUGCUGGUGAGGGGCAGCCUGCUGCGCUACAGCGGCACCUCCACGGCCGUGGAGACCCUGCUGGCCACCAGACCCCUCCAGGAGCCCCUCACCGUGGAGGUGCUGUCCGUGGGGAGGAUGACCCCGCCCAGGGUGCGCUACUCCUUCUACGUCCGCAGGGAGGAGGAGCCCCUGAAGGAGGAGGAGCGCCUAAAGGAGGAGGAGCCCCUGAAGAAGGAGGAGCCCCUGAAGAAGGAGGAGCCCCUGAAGAAGGAGAAGCCCCUGAAGAAGGAGGAGCCCCUGACGAAGGAGGAGCCCCGGAACAAAGAGCAGCCCCUGAACAAGGAAGCGCCCCCACGCAAGAAGGAGCCCCGGAACAAGAAGGAGCCCAGGAACAAGAAGGAGCCCCAGAACAAGAAGGAGCCCCAGAACAAGAAGGAGCCCCAGAACAAGGAGGAGCCUCUGAAAAAGGAGAAGCCCCUGAAGGAGGAGGAGCCCCUGAAGGAGGAGGAGCCCCUGAAGGAGGAGAAGCCCCUGAAGGAGGAGGAGCCCCUGAAGGAGGAGAAGCUCCUGAAGGAGGAGGAGCCCCUGAAGGAGGAGAAGCUCCUGAAGGAGGAGGAGCCCCGGAACAAAGAGGAGCCCCGGAACAAGGAGGUGCCCCUGAAGAAGGAGGAGCAUGGGCGUGAGGGGGAGCCCCUGAAGGAGGAGGAACGCGACAAGAACAGCGUGCUGGCUUACAGCAACAAGGUGGAGGCUGAGGAGCCGGCGCUGGGCUCCAGCCGCCCAAGCCAGUGGGUGGCGGGCGAGUGGGACAGGUGCACGGUGACGUGCGGCCACGGGCUCCAGAAGAGGCCGGUGGGGUGCCGGGGUGCGGAGGGUCGCCCCGCGGGGGAUUGUCACAUGGGCGGGAGGCCGGCGGCUAUGAGGGUGUGCGGGGCCCCCUGCCCCCUGUGGGACGUGGGGCCCUGGGCACAUUGCUCCAAGUCCUGUGGGCGGGGCUACAAGCGGCGUCCACUGAGGUGUGUGAGCCACAACAGUUUGACUUUACCCAGAGAUCAGUGCUCUGGAAGGAAAAAGCCUCAGGAAUUGGACCUCUGUAAUUUGAGGCCAUGUUAAAUAGAGACAAAUAAAAACAAUGGAACAUUUUACCUUGGCAGAGAAAGGAGGAUUCAAAACGAAUGUUAAUACUAAUCCCUCCUCAAUUGAAGACACCAUUUCAUUCAGGGACAAGACUGCACCAUCAAACACACUCUCGCUAUGUUGGCUGGCUCUACCGGGCUUUAAUGGAGAACAACACCAGAGAUGCUCCUGUUUCCUACUUUGAAUGGACAUGAACAGACUAAAAGUCGUGCCCUCAUCUUCUCCAUUGGUUGACAGCCUCUGGCAGUGGCUUUUAGAGAGUCUACCUCUAGUUGGACAUGUGAGACUAGUUAGACAGAGUAAAAAUAGGCAGACAGAGAGUAUUGGACUGUUGUUGAGUCACCAACCAUGAAUUUAUAUUCAAAUAAAUUGAACAUCAUACACAAACACAUACAAUGUAAGCAUUUAAUUAAUCUAAUCUAAUAAGAAUAAAUAUGAUUGGAGGGUGAUUAAUGCUGCAUGAUAAAGAAGGGUGAAAGGCCAGUUUAGGAAAAAUGUAAUAUUGGUUGAAUUCUUUAAUCAUUCAAAGAAAUCACUGAACUUUUAUCAGACCUACAUAUGUUACCUGUGAAUUAAAAGUUGCAGAUUGAAACUAACUGAAAUCAGCCCUCCCUUUAUAACAACUACAGUGUCCUGUUCUGGCCUGUGUUGUAUAAGGUGUCCUGUACUGGACUGUGUAGUGUAAGGUGUCCUGUACUGGCCUGUAUUUUGUAAGCUGUCCUGUACUGGCCUGUGUUCGGUAAGGUGUCCUGUACUGGCCUGUGUUUUGUAGGGUGUCCUGUACUGGCCUGUGUUCGGUAAGGUGUCCUGUACUGGCCUGUGUUUUGUAGGGUGUCCUGUACUGGCCUGUGUUGUGAAGGGUGUCCUGUACUGGCCUCUGGGGUGUGGGUUGUCCUGUACUGGCCUGUGUUUUGUAGGGUGUCCUGUACUGGCCUGUGUUCGGUAAGGUGUCCUGUACUGGCCUGUGUUUUGUAGGGUGUCCUGUACUGGCCUGUGUUCGGUAAGGUGUCCUGUACUGGCCUGUGUUUUGUAGGGUGUCCUGUACUGGCCUGUGUUGUGAAGGGUGUCCUGUACUGGCCUCUGGGGUGUGGGUUGUCCUGUACUGGCCUGUGCUGUAUAAGGUGUCCUGUACUUGCCUGUAUUUUGUAAGGUGUUCUGUACUGGCCAGUGUUGUGUAAGGUGGCCUGUACAGGCUAAUUUUGUGUAAGGUGCCAGUAGGGACAGCAUCUAGUAGCCAGGUGUCAAGUGAUGAGGUUCUUUGAUAGAUUUAUAAAUUGUGUUUAGUUAAGCCUCUCAAUGGAAGACUAUAGGUCAUAGCUUACAAGUAAUGGUAAUUUUACAUUGAACACUAUUAUUAGUUGCGCUUUUAUUAUAGAUCAUGGAGCUGAAUGGGACUCUACACAAACGGCACAAUUUUGAUUUUGCGAAAAAGGAACAUUAGCUUGUAUCGCAUUAAGGUAGAUUGUUCUCAUGGCUUUUAGCCAUUAGAACAUAUAAAUCAGUUAAACCAAUCACAAUCGGGUAUCUUUGUCAUAGUCACCAUGGAGACACCAUUGGACAAGGCGGAGGCAACAGCCUAUUUAGGUUCUCAACACACAGUGUUCUAACUGCAUAGUUGUAAACUACCAUCAUAUACCUAUACUUAUCCUAUCUGUUACAUGUAUUAAUCAUCCAUAGUGGUAAAGUACCAUCAGAGAUCUAUAAAUAUCCCUAUCUUUUAUAUGUAUUGAUCAGUCAUCCACAAUGGUAAACUACCAUCAUAUAUCACUAUCUGUUAUAUCUUUUGAUCAUCCAUAGUAGUAAACAACCAUGAUAGACCUAUAAUUAUCCUAUCCUUUACAUAUAUUGAUACUCCAUUGCGGUAAACUACCAUCAUAUGAAUAUUAUUACCACUAUGUGUUACAUGUAUUGAUCAUCCAUCUCAAUAGCAGUUGGCGAUAAAAAAACAUAUUUGAGAAUAUAGGUUGCCUUUGAUAAUAUGUAUGAUGAUGUAUUCAUUUCGGAUACCAACUUUCUCAGAAUGAGCGAGAGCCCACUUUAGUUAUCGGACAGGGAAUACUACCUCGAAACUAACGUUUCAAAAACAUGGAUCCUCGAACUGACAUUCUCUAAACUAUUUUACCCUACUUGCAGCAGUGGAUGUCCACGUCUGAGAGAGGGUUAAGCUUUUAGACGCUAAUAGCCCUUUCACACAUUCUCUGUAUAAUACCUCUAGAGUCUACCCAGUAUUUACCCAGAGUUUACCCAUAAUUUACCCAGAGUUUAACCAGAGUUUACCCAGAGUUUACCCAGUUUAGCCAGAGUUUACCCGAGUCUACCCAGAGUUUACCCAGAAUUUACUCAGAGUUUACCCAGAGUUUACCCAGAGGUUACCCAGAGUUUAUCCGGCCAGGACCCUGGUGUAAAGUCUGGAGUAUCGACGAGCUGGAGAAUUCCCAGUGAGCAAGUGAGCAUGUUGCUGACGUGUUGUUGUUGUGGUGAUGAUGUUUCUAUCAUGCUACUGGCCAAAACUGAGAGCACAGAGGGUAGCUGCUUCGUACUUUUCUCUUCUUGCCUGUAUUUUGCGUUCCAACUUCUGUUUGCUUUCCGCUCUUCUGUCGAUAUUGUGGAUACGUCUAUAUAAAUGCAGUACUAAAGGAGAAAUCCGGUGUAAAAUGGAUCUGGGAUAUGUUGGAUAACGAGUUGGAAUCUUCGUUUGGGAGCAAAAAAGCGCAUAUAUAUAAUAUAGCUAUUUAGUUUUUACCAUGAGACCCUAUCGUUCCAAGUUUAUAGCGUUUCGGUAGAAUCGGCUAAAAACAGCCAACUGAAGAAUGCGUCUAUAGACACUAUUUUGCUCCCAAACGAACAUUCCAACUCGUUAUCAUACUAAACAUAUCCCAGAUCCAUUUUACAAUGGAUAUUUUUCCUUUAAUAUCACCGCUAGAAGAGUCAGCAUUACGGAGUUUGUUCCUCAGCCGAUAUCUUCAACGUGUUAUAAACAAAACCAUGACUAACGCUGCAUUCUUUCUGCAUCACGCCCUCCUCCAACACCUACUCCUCCUCCUCUCUCCACCUCUUGCCACCUCCCACUCCCUCCUCCUCCUACACGUCCUCCUCCACCUACUCUCACCUCCUACACGUCCUCCUCCACCUACUCUCACCUCCUACACGUCCUCCUCCACCUACUCUCACCUCCUACACAUCCUCCUCCUACAUGUCCUCCUCCUACACCCCCUCGUAAUGCGGCGUUGAUUCAUGGGAUUUAGGUCAAUUUAAAUAAAUGUUGAGUCAAAGAAAAGUAGCGUCAGUAUUUGUUAUUCCCCAUGUGAGCCAGCCAGUAUCAUAUGACCUGAGAUGAACCAAGUAACGGUAUGCAGAGUUCAGGCCUGCAUGAGGACAGGGAAAUGACCAACGGCUUCCUCUGUAGGACAGCAAUACUAACACGGGAAUCAGAAACACAGAACGCUGGUCCGUCAAAGCCCACAGCACCCACCCUUAACCGUUUGGCUCAUGGUGCAUCUGAAUUGUGUAAAUGUAAAGUUGUUUGCAAUGGCGCUAUUUUGUUUUACAUCAUUUUUUUUAUUGUUUCUUGUUAGCUGUUUUUGUAUACUAUGUAUACAUCCAUUCACGCAAAAGACGUAUAUAUGAAUAUAAACAUUUGUUGAUUUAUGACUUGAUUUGUGUGUGUUAUUUGAUAUGAUACAUUAUAUUCCAGAAUAACAAACCACUAAAAACCAGACUCAGAUAACCAGCAGGAAGGAAGCAGCGUCAUGGCUCGCUGGGCUCUCCCCGCUCUGCAUGCAGGGGGAAACUCACUGCUGCCGUAGGGCUGAGUGACAGGAGGGAGCUUUAGUUUCUUUGUGAGGGGGAUGGGUGUGCAGGCCCCCAGUGGGGAUACGAGCAGGGAGACCAGGGGACAACUAUUGGUUUGUGACAGAGAGACAGCGUUAAAGAUGCAAUAAAAAUGGACAUUAUCAUUUUCGUAGUCUUGUUAUUCACCUUUCCAAUUAUCACCUUCCAACCUCAAAGAGAGGAAAAUCCAAUGUACCUAACUUUCUCCACAACCCGUAGCAUCAGCAUUUUAUUCCCACCCUCACAGAAAGCAUUCAAUGGGCCACUACACAGCUGCUGGUUAACCUCCGCUCAGAUUAGGGUUCAGCUGGUUAACGUCCUUCUCUCAGAUCAGGGGUCAGCUGGUUAACAUCCUCUUUCACUGGUUAACGUCCUCCACUGGAGUCAGCUGGUUAACGCCCUCCACUCAGAUCAGGAGUCAGCUGUUU
Molecule: messenger RNA, 7941 nt
Organism: Gadus chalcogrammus (walleye pollock)
Lineage: Eukaryota; Metazoa; Chordata; Actinopteri; Gadiformes; Gadidae
Product: A disintegrin and metalloproteinase with thrombospondin motifs 15-like
Exons: 8
Coding region: 305-3658 (1117 amino acids)
Biological process (GO): proteolysis; extracellular matrix organization
Molecular function (GO): zinc ion binding; metalloendopeptidase activity
Source: RefSeq, a predicted model, not a curated record